AAGCGAAAGCUCGCAAGGACCGGGACAAAGACUGUCUGGGUAAAAUGCGCUGGAAAGACUAAGACCGCGUUACCGCUUCAUGAAGAUUCCAAGGACUCCCAAUACCCACCUUUUGUCGUAUUUAAGGUCAAACCAUCGAAGAUCGAGCAUCGACGUCAGGAAAAUACCGCGGUUCGUCAUGGUUUUAGUAUGGCCAUGUGGAAGACCGGCGUCUCGCAAGCACAGCAAGAUUACGGUAUGAAAAUGUAUGCAAAUGACAAAGGUAAAGUCUCGUCGUACUUCAGAUAUAUUUGCAUUGAUUUUAAACGAUUCUGGGAUGUUGAAAACUACACAGGCUGGUGGAACGGUCCGUUGACAAUUGAUUAG
This is a messenger RNA of Phytophthora sojae, 366 nucleotides long. RefSeq lists its product as hypothetical. Lineage: Eukaryota; Oomycota; Peronosporomycetes; Peronosporales; Peronosporaceae. The transcript has a single exon. The record is from RefSeq and is a predicted model, not a curated record. The annotation marks the transcript as partial.